AUGCUAAUAUCUAAAGAGUUUGUUUGCGGGCAGGAAGAUGCAGGUUCAGCCCUCAACUGCCCCAGAGACAUGCAGACCCGGAAGCGAAGACGAGAGGGGGCCAUUUUAGACAGGAAAAAGCCUUGUUUCGCCGGAGGUCGUUCCAACACAAGAGGCUUUCUGACGAGGUCGGAAAAUAACUGUCAUAACUGCCAAUCCCCGACGCAUGGAGGAGUUUUCUCCCGCAGCUUGAAAGUUGACAGACCAGUGCUAGCCACUUCUGCUAAGCUCCAGCUCACCAGAAACAGCCAAAGGCAAAAAGCGUUCCAAGAUCAAAUCUAUCAUUGUCAGCCAAGAGAAGCAGAGAACUGUGGCGUGUUUCAAACAACCAGCUUCUAUGUCGCUAAUAAUUUAAGCAACCCUUGGGGCAAAGUUUCAGGGGACGUUCUGCCCAGUGAAAAGCCUAUAGGCUUUGGGCCCUGCGGAAACUGGGACGGCCCUAAUGCGGGGACUGGCUGGGAUGGUUCUAGGAAGGCAAAAUCCAACGAAUCACCAGAGCGCAUGAAAAUCGAUGUUGGGAGAUCUGGUUCCAGCGUCCGGAGCAUAUCAACCUCAAAAUUUAUUACUGGUGAGAUUUCCCGAUGGAUUCCACAAAAACGCUCCCAAGAAACUCCAGGAAAGACGGUUUUCCCUCAGCUUGUCACGAACACAAUGAAGUCGCAGGAUCUUGUUGGUUGUUCAGCAUUCAAAAAAGUGGACACGGGGAGCCAGAUCCUAGCUCCGAAAAAUGUCACCCCCUCCUCUCUUUGGAGAUCCAGCAUGCCCACCCAACCUUUCGGGUUCGACUGCGGAAAAGCGGGAACGUAUCACCAUAACUUCGAUCAUUGUCGAGCAAAACGGAAACGAAAGAAAGGCUGA
Messenger RNA from Paracoccidioides lutzii Pb01, 897 nucleotides. RefSeq lists its product as hypothetical. The transcript is spliced from 3 exons. The coding region runs from base 1 to 897 and encodes 298 amino acids. The record is from RefSeq and is a predicted model, not a curated record.